Messenger RNA from Drosophila eugracilis, 7641 nucleotides. RefSeq names its product mucin-2-like. NCBI's taxonomy places the organism in Eukaryota, Metazoa, Arthropoda, Insecta, Diptera, Drosophilidae. The transcript has 3 exons. The record is from RefSeq and is a predicted model, not a curated record. Bases 1 to 7641 code for a protein of 2546 amino acids.
AUGAUAUUAAAUACCGCCAGCUUUCUGCUGAUCCUAGCCACCCAGGCAUGGGGUCAAUCAAUAAAAAUAAGGAUACCUGUAUGGGAUGCUUCAACCUUAUUUACGCGACUCACGGGAAUUGGAGCCAAUUCAGAAAACUCUAACAACCAAAGUCCACCCAAUAACAACGCACAAAAUAACAAUCAGCAGAAUGAAGAAUACAACGAUUAUCUACUAGACUAUUACAAUAACUACUGGGCUAAUGCAUAUCUCAAUCCAGCGUAUAACGACCCAUAUGGAUAUUAUGGACUCUACGGACCAUAUGGACCAUACGGACCAUACGGAUCUUUUAAUCCAAACGAAGAUCAAAAUACAACACCAUUCCCAUUACCUACAACUACGGCCGCGCCGACCACAACGCCGACUCCGACUCAAUCAUCAACGACACCUACAACUGUAGCCGCUAUAUGUUCAGUUUUUCCAAAUCUUCCAGCUUGUCAAACAUCAACUACUGCCACCUCUACAACAACAACAGAAAGUCCAACUAUUUCUACAUCUAUUCCAACAUCCACUACGACUGAUUCCACAACAACAUCUACUGCCAGCCCUACUACGACAACCGGAAGUGCAACCACAUCUACAGCUAUUCCAACAUCCACAACGACUGAAUCCACAACAACAUCUACUGCCAGCUCUACUACGACAACCGAAAGUCGAACUUCUACUACAGCGAUUCCAACAUCCACUACUAUUGAUUCCACGACAACAUCUACUGCCAGCUCUACUACGACAACCGGAAGUGCAACCACAUCUACAGCUAUUCCAACAUCCACUACGACUGAUUCCACAACAACAUCUACUGCCAGCUCUACUACGACAACCGAAAGUCCAACUUCUACUACAGCGAUUCCAACAUCCACUACGACUGAUUCCACAACAACAUCUACUGCCAGCUCUACUACGACAACCGAAAGUGCAACCACAUCUACAGCUAUUCCAACAUCCACAACGACUGAAUCCACAACAACAUCUACUGCCAGCUCUACAACAACAACAGAAAGUCCAACUACUUCUACAGCGAUUCCAACAUCCACUACUACUGAUUCCACGACAACAUCUACUGCCAGCUCUACAACGACAACAGAAAGUGCAACCACAUCUACAGCGAUUCCGACAUCCACUACGACUGAUUCCACAACAUCUUCUGCCAGCUCUACUACGACAACAGAAAGUGCAACCACAUCUACAGAUACUCCAACAUCCACUACAACUGAUUCCACAACAACAUCUACUGCCAGCUCUACCACGACAACCGAAAGUCCAACUUCUACUACAGCGAUUCCAACAACCACUACUACUGAUUCCACGACAACAUCUACUGCCAGCUCUACAACGACAACCGAAAGUGCAACCACAUCUACAGCUAUUCCAACAUCCACAACGACUGAAUCCACAACAACAUCUUCUGCCAGCUCUACUACGACAACCGAAAGUGCAACCACAUCUACAGCUAUUCCAACAUCCACUACUACUGAUUCCACAACAACAUCUACUGCCAGCUCUACCACGACAACCGAAAGUCCAACUUCUACUACAGCGAUUCCAACAACCACUACUACUGAUUCCACGACAACAUCUACUGCCAGCUCUACAACGACAACCGAAAGUGCAACCACAUCUACAGCUAUUCCAACAUCCACAACGACUGAUUCCACAACAACAUCUACUGCCAGCAUUACCACGACAACCGAAAGUCCAACUUCUACUACAGCGAUUCCAACAUCCACUACUACUGAUUCCACGACAACAUCUACUGCCAGCUCUACAACGACAACAGAAAGUGCAACCACAUCUACAGCUAUUCCAACAUCCACUACGACUGAUUCCACAACAACAUCUACUGCCAGCCCUACAACGACAACCGAAAGUGCAACCACAUCUACAGCUAUUCCAACAUCCACUACGACUGAUUCCACAACAACAUCUACUGCCAGCUCUACCACGACAACCGGAAGUCCAACUUCUACUACAGCGAUUCCAACAACCACUACUACUGAUUCCACGACAACAUCUACUGCCAGCUCUACAACGACAACAGAAAGUGCAACCACAUCUACAGCUAUUCCAACAUCCACUACGACUGAUUCCACAACAACAUCUACUGCCAGCCCUACAACGACAACCGAAAGUGCAACCACAUCUACAGCUAUUCCAACAUCCACUACGACUGAUUCCACAACAACAUCUACUGCCAGCUUUACCACGACAACCGAAAGUCCAACUUCUACUACAGCGAUUCCAACAUCCACUACUACUGAUUCCACGACAACAUCUACUGCCAGCUCUACAACGACAACAGAAAGUGCAACAACAUCUACAGCGAUUCCAACAUCCACAACGACUGAUUCCUCAACAACAUCUACUGCCAGCUCUACUACGACAACCGAAAGUGCAACCACAUCUACAGCUAUUCCAACAUCCACUACGACUGAUUCCACAACAACAUCUACUGCCAGCUCUACCACGACAACCGAAAGUCCAACUUCUACUACAGCGAUUCCAACAUCCACUGCUACUGAUUCCACGACAACAUCUACUGCCAGCUCUACAACGACAACAGAAAGUGCAACCACAUCUACAGCGAUUCCGACAUCCACUACGACUGAUUCCACAACAUCUUCUGCCAGCUCUACUACGACAACAGAAAGUGCAACCACAUCUACAGCUACUCCAACAUCCACUACAACUGAUUCCACAACAACAUCUACUGCCAGCUCUACCACGACAACCGAAAGUCCAACUUCUACUACAGCGAUUCCAACAACCACUACUACUGAUUCCACGACAACAUCUACUGCCAGCUCUACAACGACAACCGAAAGUGCAACCACAUCUACAGCUAUUCCAACAUCCACAACGACUGAAUCCACAACAACAUCUUCUGCCAGCUCUACUACGACAACCGAAAGUGCAACCACAUCUACAGCUAUUCCAACAUCCACUACUACUGAUUCCACAACAACAUCUACUGCCAGCUCUACCACGACAACCGGAACGAUUCCAACAUCCACUACUACUGAUUCCACGACAACAUCUACUGCCAGCUCUACAACGACAACAGAAAGUGCAACCACAUCUACAGCUAUUCCAACAUCCACUACGACUGAUUCCACAACAACAUCUACUGCCAGCCCUACAACGACAACCGAAAGUGCAACCACAUCUACAGCUAUUCCAACAUCCACUACGACUGAUUCCACAACAACAUCUACUGCCAGCUUUACCACGACAACCGAAAGUCCAACUUCUACUACAGCGAUUCCAACAUCCACUACUACUGAUUCCACGACAACAUCUACUGCCAGCUCUACAACGACAACAGAAAGUGCAACAACAUCUACAGCGAUUCCAACAUCCACAACAACUGAUUCCUCAACAACAUCUACUGCCAGCUCUACUACGACAACCGAAAGUGCAACCACAUCUACAGCUAUUCCAACAUCCACAACGACUGAAUCCACAACAACAUCUACUGCCAGCUCUACAACAACAACAGAAAGUCCAACUACUUCUACAGCAAUUCCAACAUCUACUAUGACUGAUUCCACGACAACAUCUACUGCCAGCUCUACUACGACAACCGAAAGUGCAACCACAUCUACAGCUAUUCCGACAUCCACAACGACUGAAUCCACAACAACAUCUACUGCCAGCUCUACAACGCCAACAGAAAGUGCAACCACAUCUACAGCGAUUCCAACAUCCACAACGACUGAAUCCACAACAACAUCAACCGAAAGUCCAACUUCUACUACAGCGAUUCAAACAUCCACUACUACUGAUUCCACGACAACAUCUACUGCCAGCUCUACAACGACAACAGAAAGUGCAACCACAUCUACAGCCAUUCCGACAUCCACUACGACUGAAUCCACAACAAAAUCUUCUGCCAGCUCUACUACGACAACCGAAAGUGCAACCACAUCUACAGCUAUUCCAACAUCCACAACGACUGAAUCCACAACAACAUCUACUGCCAGCUCUACAACGACAACCGAUAGUCCAACUUCUACUACAACGGUUCCAACAUCCACAACGACUGAAUCCACAACAACAUCUACUGCCAGCUCUACAACAACAACAGAAAGUCCAACUACUUCUACAGCGAUUCCAACAUCCACUACCACUGAUUCCACAACAACAUCUACUGCCAGCUCUACCACGACAACCGAAAGUCCAACUUCUACUACAGCGAUCCCAACAUCCACUACUGCUGAUUCCACAACAACAUCUACUGCCAGCUCUACCACGACAACCGAAAGUCCAACUUCUACUACAGCGAUUCCAACAUCCACUACUACUGAUUCCACGACAACAUAUACUGCCAGCUCUACAACGACAACAGAAAGUGCAACCACAUCUACAGCGAUUCCGACAUCCACUACGACUGAAUCCACAACAACAUCUUCUGCCAGCUCUACUACGACAACAGAAAGUGCAACCACAUCUACAGCUAUUCCAACAUCCACUACGACUGAAUCCACAACAACAUCUACUGCCAGCUCUACUGCGACAACCGAAAGUCCAUCUUCUACUACAGCGAUUCCAACAUCCACUACUAUUGAUUCCACGACAACAUCUACUGCCAGCUCUACUACGACAACCGAAAGUGCAACCACAUCUACAGCUAUUCCAACAUCCACAACGACUGAAUCCACAACAACAUCUUCUGCCAGCUCUACUACGACAACCGAAAGUGCAUCCACAUCUACAGCUAUUCCAACAUCCACAACGACUGAAUCCACAACAACAUCUACUGCCAGCUCUACAUCGAAAACCGAAAGUGCAACCACAUCUACAGCUAUUCCAACAUCCACAACGACUGAAUCCACAACAACAUCAACCGAAAGUCCAACUUCUACUACAGCGAUUCCAACAUCCACUACUACUGAUUCCACGUCAACAUCUACUGCCAGCUCACCUACGACUACCGAAAGUGCAACCACAUCUACAGCUAUUCCAACAUCCACAACGACUGAAUCCACAACAACAUCUACUGCCAGCUCUACAACGACAACCGAUAGUCCAACUUCUACUACAACGGUUCCAACAUCCACAACGACUGAAUCCACAACAACAUCUACUGCCAGCUCUACAACAACAACAGAAAGUCCAAGUACUUCUACAGCUAUUCCAACAUCCACUACCACUGAUUCCACAACAAUAUCUACUGCCAGCUCUAACACGACAACCGAAAGUCCAACUUCUACUACAGCGAUCCCAACAUCCACUACUACUGAUUCCACAACAACAUCUACUGCCAGCUCUACCACGACAACCGAAAGUCCAACUUCUACUACAGCGAUUCCAACAUCCACUACUACUGAUUCCACGACAACAUCUACUGCCAGCUCUACAACGACAACAGAAAGUGCAACCACAUCUACAGCGAUUUCGACAUCCACUACGACUGACUCCACAACAUCUUCUGCCAGCUCUACUACGACAACAGAAAGUGCAACCACAUCUACAGCUACUCCAACAUCCACUACAACUGAUUCCACAACAACAUCUACUGCCAGCUCUACAACAACAACAGAAAGUCCAACUACUUCUACAGCGAUUCCAACAUCCACUACGACUGAUUCCACAACAACAUCUACUGCCAGCUCUACCACGACAACCGAUAGUCCAACUUCUACUACAGCGAUUCCAACAACCACUACUACUGAUUCCACGACAACAUCUACUGCCAGCUCUACAACGACAACCGAAAGUGCAACCACAUCUACAGCUAUUCCAACAUCCACAACGACUGAAUCCACAACAACAUCUUCUGCCAGCUCUACUACGACAACCGAAAGUGCAACCACAUCUACAGCUAUUCCAACAUCCACUACUACUGAUUCCACAACAACAUCUACUGCCAGCUCUACCACGACAACCGGAAGUCCAACUUCUACUACAGCGAUUCCAACAACCACUACUACUGAUUCCACGACAACAUCUUCUGCCAGCUCUACUACGACAACCGAAAGUGCAACCACAUCUACAGCUAUUCCAACAUCCACAACGACUGAUUCCACAACAACAUCUACUGCCAGCUUGACAACGACAACAGAAAGUGCAACCACAUCUACAGCGAUUCCAACAUCCACAACGACUGAUUCCUUGACAACAUCUACAGCCAGCUCUACCACGACAACCGAAAGUCCAACUUCUACUACAGCGAUACCAACAUCCACUACUACUGAUUCAACGAUAAAAUCUACUGCCAGCUCUACCACGACAACCGCGACUACUACAGCGAUUCCAACAUCCACAACGACUGAGUCCACGACAACAUCUACUGCCAGCUCAACAACGACAACCGAAAGUGGAACCACAUCUACAGCUAUUCCAACAUCUACUACGACUGAUUCCACAACAACAUCUACUGCCAGCUCUACUACGACAACAGAAAGUGCAACCACAUCUACAGCUAUUCCAACAUCCACUACGACUGAUUCCACGACAACAUCUACAGCCAGCUCUACCACGACAACCGAAAGUCCAACUUCUACUACAGCGAUACCAACAUCCACUACUACUGAUUCCACGACAAAAUCUACUGCCAGCUCUACAACGACAACAGAAAGUGCAACGACAUCUACAGUUAAUCCAACAUCCACUACGACUGAUUCCACAACAACAUCUACUGCCAGCUCUACCACGACAACCGAAAGUCCAACUUCUACUUCAACGGUUCCAACAUCCACAACGACUUAUUCCAUGACAACAUCUUCUGCCAGCUCAACAACGACAACAGAAAGUGCAACCACAUCUACAGCUAUUCCAACAUCCACUACGACUGAUUCCAUGACAACAUCUACUGCAAGCUCUACCACGACAACCGAAAGUCCAACUUCUACUACAGCGAUUCAAACAUCCACAACGACUGAGUCCACGACAACAUUUACUGCCAGCUCUACUACGACAACCGAAAGUGCAACCACAUCUACAGCGAUUCCAACAUCCACUACGACUGAUUCCACGACAACAUCUACAGCCAGCUCUAAAACAACAACCGAAAUUCCAACUUCUACUACAACGGUUUCAGCAUCCACAACGACUGAUUCCACGACAAAAUCUACUGCCAGCUCUACAACAACAACCGAAAGUGGAACCACAUCUACAGCUAUUCCAACAUCUACUACGACUGAUUCCACAACAACAUCUACUGCCAGCUCUACCACGACAACCGAAAGUGCAACCACAUCUACAGCGAUUCCAACAUCCACAGCGACGGAUUCCGCGACAACCGCCAGUGCCAUUUCUACCACGAUAACCGAAACCGCAACGACUUCCACAGCUAUUCCCACAUCAACAGAUUCUACAACGACUUCCACUGCUAACCCAUCAACGGAUUUCACAACGACGACUGAAAGCCUUACCACAUCUACUGCAAUUCCAACAAGUACUGAUUCUACUACAGUUUUACCCUCUUCGACAACAGCAUCCGAGUCCACCGGCGAAAAUUCUUUUUGCAAAGAAUACCCCGAUAUUCCUAGUUGUCAAUCCUUAAAGUCUCUGAACCUUAAGAAAAGCGAACCUGGACAGUCGGAAGCCUCUAAGGACGAUCCGCCCAUUCCCAACAGCAGCCGGCCUUAUGGCGAGCUAUAA